AUGGCUAAAGCACACUCGUCAGGUGUGGACAUUUCGGGCGUGAUUGGCCAAGGUAGCUCGAAAAUUAAGAAGAAAAUUCGAGAUAUCACAAGACUUCUGAAACGAGAUAACUUGGCCUCAAAUGUGCGAAUUGAGAAUGAAAGAGCUUUGGAAGCACUGAAAUCAGAACUCGCUACUGUGCAAACGAACCUUAAAGCAAAAAAGCUUGCUCAGAGAUACCACAAGGUUCGCUUUUUUGAGCGUAAGAAAGCAGUCCGUAGGUACAAAAAGGCUCUCAAAGAGCUCAAGGAAUUGGAAGCCAAAGAUGGUGACCCUAAAGCCAUUAAGAAAGAGAUUAAAAAGCAAAAGAAGGUGGUGAGACAUUGCGAAGUUGAUUUGGCCUACGUUCUGAAUUUCCCAAAAACAGAAAAAUACAUUGCAUUGUAUCCUGCAAACACAGAUACAUCAGGGCUGUCCGAAAAAGCGCUAAGAGGAAUACAAAAAACGGAGGCCAAGAGAACUGAGUAUCGCAAGAAAUUUGGUGAGCUUUUGGACUCUGGGAAAUUGGAGGUCUCUUUAGAAGAUGGAAUUAAAAUAAUCAAUAAGGAAACCAUUGAUUGGAGGCCCGAACAAGCAGAGACUGCAGCCGAUCAGAAACAAACCACCCAAGACGACGAGUUUUUCGACUAA
Molecule: messenger RNA, 669 nt
Organism: Ogataea parapolymorpha DL-1
Lineage: Eukaryota; Fungi; Ascomycota; Pichiomycetes; Pichiales; Pichiaceae
Product: rRNA-processing protein EFG1
Exons: 1
Coding region: 1-669 (222 amino acids)
Biological process (GO): maturation of SSU-rRNA from tricistronic rRNA transcript (SSU-rRNA, 5.8S rRNA, LSU-rRNA)
Cellular component (GO): preribosome, small subunit precursor; nucleolus
Source: RefSeq, a predicted model, not a curated record